UCGAGGAGAUGUAAGUCCAGGAACAUGAAAAGGUCGGAUAGCAGUGAGAGGGAGAAGAAAAGAAAGAGACAGAGGCUUCUGCAGGAGCUGGGUGGGCAGCGAAUCCCCUUCCUGUCCCCCUCAGACCCAGGGUUCCAGGAGCUGUGGAAGUCCAGCUAUCCUGGCCUGGUCCUCAGACGGGCCGACGCACUACCCCCUGACCUGCACGCCCGAGUUCAGGCUGCCCUCUGCUCCCUGCACGGCCGUGGCUGCCUGCUGCGGGACCUGGUGCGGGUUCGUGGCCGCGACGUCUUCACCGCGGUAUCCCGUGCCCUCCUGGGCCUGCCUGGUCAUACCUACCGCUACCUGAACACACGCCUCUUCACCAUUCCUUGGCACUGUGGGGAAGAGGAGCAGGAGGAGGAAGAGAAAGGUGGGGUGCCCAAAGAGGAAGAGCAGAAGGCGCAAAAGCACGAGGGGGAAGUCCAAGGGCAAGGCCAGGGGGCAGGGGAGAGAAAGGCAGAGGCCUGCUGUGACCAGGAGCUGAGGGCAGCCUGCAAGGCACUCUGGGAGCUCAACCGCUUCUUCUGUGAAGAUGUCAAUUGCAGAGAGGCUGGCGACCAUGGGAGGGAUGUCGAAGACCCACAGGUCAGCGAAGGGUCCCCUCAGCCUCAGUGCUCCAAGGGCUCGCCCUGCACAGCACAGUUUAAUGUCACCCUUCUGAACUACAUGGACCCUGCCACCAUGGAUCAGCUGAAGGAGGAGCCCUACUACGGCAUGGGCAAGAUGGCUGUGGGCUGGCACCAUGACGAGAACCUGGUGCCAUCCUCCUCGGUUGCUGUGUAUAACUACAGCUGCCAGGAUGACAAAGUCGAGGGUGGUGGCUCUGAAGACGUGGCUCCAGCCAGCUGGCGUGUGGGACUGAAGGUGGCUUGGGACAUCAACACGCCGGGCCUGGUACUUCCACUGCAGUCUGGAGAUUGCUACUACAUGAGGGAUGAUCUGAACCGGACCCACCAGCACUGUGUCUUGGCAGGGGAGAUGUCUCGCUUUAGCUCCACCCACAGAGUGGCCGAGUGCUCCACAGGUACAUUAGAAUACAUCCGAAGGCGCUGUAAGGAGGCCUUAGAUAACGUGUCCACAGACCCAGACACCGGCUGCAAAUCCCUGCGCUCCCUGUCACCCUCAACUCUGCAGCUGUCUGAGGAGGUUCACAAUGAGGUUGAGUUUGAGUGGCUGCGCCAGUACUGGUUCCAGGGACGACGCUACUCCAGGUUCUGCAACUGGUGGAAUAAGCCCAUGGAGCAGUUGGAGGAGGUCUGGAAGGAGAUGGAGAGCCUGACUCAGCUGACGCUGGCGGUAGCGGAGGAUGACGGCUGUGAAGAGCAGAGGAGGAAGGAGGUGGCCGAAACCUUGCUGCCCACUCUCACGGAGCGACAGCAGCACAGGCUCACUUGGAAGGAGAGGUGUGAGUCCAGACUUGCCCAGACUUUACCCCCCGAAGAGGCGCCAGUCAACCGACCAUACUGGUGUGACGGUGACCCCUCCAUGCCGCUGCCCUUUGACUUGACGGACAUCAUCAGCCGAGUGGAGUCGCUCCUCUGGAAGCUUUGAAGGGGGCAGUUCCUACAACACACCUGUCCUCCUAAAUGGAUUCCCGAAGAUAAUGAUCCGCCGUUAGACCAUGUCCUUCCGCUCCGAGACAUGCGGCCAACAGAGGAUGUGCCAUUCUCAUCCUGAGCCUCAGCUCUGUUUGCUGGGGAGGUCUGGGGAAGUGCAUGCUGAGGAGAGGACGAGAAUGACACCACAAGUACAGCAUUGUCAGUUUGCUCGCUUUUUCAUUUUUCCAUAGGUAGUGCAGUGACAAAUAUUAUCAUACCUGUGCCAAACAUCCAGAAUUGCUACCCAAUAUUUGUUUUCUUCCACUCCCAUGUAUCACAUAUGGCUUAUUGUAUCUUUACUGUGCAGAUGUGUAUUGUUUACCUAAUUGCUUGUACUCAUUCUGUGGGCCUUGGUGAUAUGAGUCUGCUCCAGCGUGAGAAGCCCUUCCUGCUCCUCUUGUCCCACCUGCCCUAAAGGGCCAGGGUGUCCCUCUAGGUGUAACCUGCUCAUGUCUGAUUGUUCACAAAAAGCUAAACUAAAUGAAACCCCUUUUUAAUUUGACUCAUUUUCCUCCCGUCCCCGGUGGAAAAAGCACGACUUGCAGGCUAAAAAUGGCCAUUGUUCUGGCCAAAUCAUUCAGUAUCAUCCCAGUGUUCCCAGAGCCAACUGAUCCUGUCUUUAGGAGGCUGUUGAGAGGAGCACUUAACAAAAUGAGCGAUAUUUGAAGAAUGAAAACCGCUCAAGAGUCAGAAAACUAUGUGUGAACACUGUAUGCUAGUGUUUUUGAGGUGUGACUGUGCAUUGUGCUCGACAUUCAGGCGGUCCUCCACGUUGUACUGAACUUUCAGUACAUUUCGUAUCUUCUUGCUCCCCAGCUUUCCACAGGUAGUCUGAAACUAGCCUUAGGCAGUGGUGAGGUGACCCUUUGGUUAGCCUGAUCAGUAAGUUCCCCCAGUGUACUAAGCCCUCCGUGCACACGCUCCUCAGCUACACACAGCAGGGGCAUCACAGACCUGGUUAGUGUCCCCCAUCAGCUGUCCCUUCCUGAGCUGGACUCGGAGAUGCCCGUCUCAUAGCGACUGCCAGGUUGUUCCUGGAUUCCUCCUCGACAAGCCUCAUCACUCCUGGUUCUGCACCAGACACCGAGUAGUAAGAGAACUGUGUUUGUCCUCAAAGGAACACGUGACCAAUGCUUUUAUUUCUGUUUUGAGGAGUAUUUCCUAGAUGUGUUUCAGAUGCUGUUUUUGUAUCAGUGUCUCACUUGUGUCAUUAGACAGAGCUUUUCAUGGCUUGGGGAAGGAUUUCACCAUAUGUGGUAAAUUAACGCUUUCUCUCUUACGUUGAGCAAUGCCAAUGACACCAGAGCACUCUUGUUACCUAGCACCGAGCCCUUGCACUUCACAGUUGCUGUUGUUUUAGCUUUUUUAAGACUUACUAAUGAAUGGUGUUGAGAGAUAUUAAUGUGAGAGAUAGUACUGAAAAUAAUGUGAGUGGUAGCAUCCUUUUAGACGGUAAUGCAGAUUGUAAUGCAGAAUGUAUGCCUAGACUGUAAUGUGUUGGAUAUCACACGUAAAUGAUUUUCUAUUGGUUCUUGAUGAAGUAGAAUUUCCAUAUUGUAAUAAGAAUGCAAAUAAAUAUUCCAUGUUUUUUU
Messenger RNA from Scleropages formosus (Asian bonytongue), 3232 nucleotides. It is a transcript of the gene fto, whose product is annotated as FTO alpha-ketoglutarate dependent dioxygenase. NCBI's taxonomy places the organism in Eukaryota, Metazoa, Chordata, Actinopteri, Osteoglossiformes, Osteoglossidae. Bases 25 to 1593 code for a protein of 522 amino acids. Gene Ontology annotation, molecular function: mRNA N6-methyladenosine dioxygenase activity; broad specificity oxidative DNA demethylase activity; ferrous iron binding. The record is from RefSeq and is a predicted model, not a curated record. The transcript is spliced from 10 exons. Gene Ontology annotation, biological process: regulation of multicellular organism growth; RNA repair; DNA alkylation repair.